This is a messenger RNA of Panonychus citri (citrus red mite), 1032 nucleotides long. RefSeq lists its product as uncharacterized. The transcript is spliced from 5 exons. The coding region runs from base 131 to 898 and encodes 255 amino acids. The record is from RefSeq and is a predicted model, not a curated record. Lineage: Eukaryota; Metazoa; Arthropoda; Arachnida; Trombidiformes; Tetranychidae.
UUUCAACUACCGACGAAACAAUCAAAUCAAAGACAAAUGAAAGUAUAAAUUUUCAGAAUUGAUUAGUUAAUCAUUUCAUUUCCACUUCGAUCAUAUUAGUGAUUAGGUUAAUCAAAAUACCAAUUACAUUAUGGUCAACGUAAUUUCAUUCGUAGUGAUUUUAUCAACUGUAUAUUUAACAGUAAUCGCUGAUCCUGAUUGUUCAAAGGCUGAAGAAGCGCUUGAUAAUUGUGGCCUUCAUUUAGAUUUAAUCGACGACCAGGACAUUCCAAUUCCUAAUAAUGACGAAGAGAUGAAAGAUCAUUGUUCGAAAAUGUUCACUAAUCUUGAUUGUAUUCGAGAUUUCAACAAGAAAUGUUUGAAACCAUUUCCAAAGACACUUUUCGGGAUGUUCGGACAUGACCUGAGGAAAGAAUUGAAACAUCGAUGUGAUAAACCUGAAGGUCGAGCUGAAUUCUUGAAACAUGCUGAGUGUCUCCGACACAAAGAAAAACUUGGGCCGAUUGUCCAAUGUAAGAACAAUUUCAUCGGUCAACUCGAGUGGAUAACAAGUUCGGUCAAGAAAGAGGACGAAACUGUGGCCGCUUGUUGUGCUUUCCACCAGGCCCAUGACUGUUUUGCGACAAAAAUCGAAGAGGUUUGCCAUCCAAUCACCGGAUCAGGAACAAAGGAAUACAUUGAUCAAGUCCUCGAAUCAACAGUCACCGAAGCCAUUGAUUACGCUUGUGGAAAAUAUAAAACUCUUGACCAUUGUCACGAAUUUUUGGAUAAAUCGAUUUGGGACAAAUUGUUCGAGAUCGGUAAAGAUGCGACCGCUGCUGGAGUUAAUGUCCAUCAUCGAUCGUCAAUAACUGCAGUAGUUGAUUUACUUAAUCAAUUCGAUAAUGGUCAGUCUUAAUUGCGAUCGUCAUUCUCGUCUUCUAACUGAGAAAAUUCCGGCAAAUCUAAAGUUAUUUAAUUAAUUAGUAAUACAGAGUUUAAUGAAUGGAAAACAUCAAAAUUGUUAUUAAAUUGAUUUUUGUUUCACUUCAA